This is a messenger RNA of Megalops cyprinoides (Indo-Pacific tarpon), 10142 nucleotides long. Its product is annotated as trinucleotide repeat-containing gene 18 protein-like. Gene Ontology annotation, molecular function: chromatin binding. The transcript has 30 exons. The record is from RefSeq and is a predicted model, not a curated record. Bases 434 to 9403 code for a protein of 2989 amino acids. Lineage: Eukaryota; Metazoa; Chordata; Actinopteri; Elopiformes; Megalopidae.
CCCAAGGUUAGUUUACAGCGUAUCUACGGAUGGUCUGUACAUGGAGUAUUUGAAAGCUUUUUGUAAACUUCUGGAUUAUUGGACUUUUAUAGUGGGACUCCAUCGCGAGUAAGGACUUGACAUUUUAAGUAGGGAUUUUAAUUUGUAAAGGAUAACAUGGAUAAUUGAGUAGGAAUUUUACGUAUAUUUCUAAAUGUAGUUAUAAAAGUUUUCCAAGAGGAGCAAUGGUAUAUAAAACGGGAUUUCACUACGUAAUGGGUUUCCAAAACCUAAAAUCCAGCAUUCCUAGGACCUGAGGAUAUGAAAGCAUUGUCAGCAGAAUGAUUGAUACAGACGCUGAUUUUUACGGAAAUACAGGGACUGUUUAACAGUCUGGCUCUCUCGGAAUUUCUGGUUGGACAAUUUCUUAUAUCAAGUUCAUCUGUUUUGGAUAAUGGAUGGCCGAGAUUUCGGACACCCCAGAUCCGUUCAUGUUCCACCGCCUUUGCUGUCGGGACUGGCUAUGGAGUCGCACCGACUCGGAGCAGCCGCCGCUGCGGGGAGAAUACCUCCGUCCCCCGGCCACUUGGGUACAGGGCACCCGACGCCCCUCCAUACUGGAAAAUAUCUGUCAUCGGCCAUUAAUCUCCACCCUCAUCACGGUGAUGCCUUCACAGGUGGCUCCACCCCCUUCCUGAGCGGGUAUGUGAGCGGCGGGCUUGGCGGCUCCUCCGCCCCUCACGGGACCCCUGCCCCCAUGGCCUCCGACCCCUCCUUUAGAGCCCCCACCCCCUCCAACCUACAGAUGGCACAGCUCUGGGCGUCCCAUCCCCACGAGGGGUACUCCCACUUGCCCAGCAGUUUGUACCCCAGUCCUUACAUUCCACUGGGGCACAUGGAGCACUCAAGCAGCAGCAGCCCCCUCCUCACCCAGCUGAGCCAGCACGCGCUCUUUGACUCCCAGAAAGAUGGGUUUUACCUCCCCGGCCAUGCUGGGCAGUCAGCCUUGCACUCCCAGUCCUCCAUCUCCAGGACUCCAGCCGCCCACGUGCCCACUGUCCUCCCAAGAGAGAAGGAGGCCCUACCACCACCUCCCAGGGUAUCCAAGGAUUCCAGCAGGGAGGCCAGCAAGGAGAAACCUUACAAGAGUGAACUCGGCCAGCCUCUUCCACGCAAGGAUAGGGACAGGCCCAAAGAGGAGUCCAGGCCCCACAGUGUGGUGGACCUCACCCAGGACGUGAAGCUGGAGGGUGAGCGGAAGGCUGGGGGCUCAGACAGGCCUCUGAAGAGCGGAGAGCGCACGCCGCCUUUCUUCCACGAGCAUUCCCCGGGUCUGAGCGCCACGGAGCCAAAGUCUAAGAACCCUCUUCAGACCUCCUUGCUGAGUAACUGCAACAGCGGUGGCAGCGGCACUGCGCUCAGGUACCAGGGCGCCGAGCAGGAGAGGUGCUCCAGGGACCUUGGCCACCACGAUGAGAACGUGCGGCCGGGGGUCUACAGCCAGGCGGACAAGCUAAAGAAAUGCGACUCGGUGGUGACGUCGGUCGGCACUUUGCACGUGUCCUGUAGUUGUCCCUCCCCUCACAGUAGCUCCUCACAGCCCCCUCCCAGGCUGGUCUCCUCUGGCAUGUACAAUCCCUCCCACCACAUGCCACCCAGCCUGUACCCUCUCUAUUCCGCAGCGAAAGAGCCUGGAAGAGAACACAAAGUGAUCGCGCCCACAUUCGUGCCUUCUGUUGAGGUUUAUGAUGAGAGAAACGGGCCAAUCCAAAUAGCUUCACAGGCUCGAGAUAACAAAAGCGACAAAAACAGGGAAAAAGAUGGUAACAGAUCUGGGGGCCUGCAGGCUGGUGGUGAGAGGACUCUGUUGGACCCCACAUGGCCGCCUCAUGCACGUCCUUCUUCUCCUUCCCAUAACGACAUCAAGAGAGCAGAAAUGCUGAGAGAAGAGGGCUCUGUUAUUAGGUCGAACUCUUUGGCCACGAAAAGGCCUCCACCCUCUGAAAUGUACGUGAGCAAAUCCAGCCACAGCCCAGAUUCGCGGGACUACGUCUUAACCAGCACCACAUCCAAAGAAGUGAUCAAAAUGGCGCUGGAGGCUGAGUCUCGUAGCCAAGAACGGGACAGGAUUCAAAGGGCAUCUGUGAGAGACACUGGCAAAAUGUACAAUGGUGUAGACCCUGCCAGGAUGCACAUGGAGCAGCACGUGAUGAAGAGCCCCACCUCUGCAGAACCCAAAUGGAAGCCUUUUGAAAUCGGAAACUACGCCACCAGCCACAUGGCGGCACUUGUAGCCCAACACGGACACGGAAGCCGGGGGGACGAGGAAGGCAAGGGCCUUUUCCUGGAGUCCCCCGGGCUCCACAAGCCUUCGGGAAGUGGGAGCUCCAGGGGCACUUCUGAGGGCCUGCACUCAGGAGCCCACGGGGAAGUGUCUCCCAUGCAGAGCCUCAUUAAGUACAGCGGCAACUUUACUAAGGACUCCGCCUCCAGGCACGGCUCUGGCAUCAGGAGCCCCUUCGGUGGCCUGGGCAAUAUGAAGCUGGAGGCGGGUCAGCCUGGUGUGUCCAAAGUCCAGCACCUCCCGCCCCAGCAGCCUGGGAAGCAGCUGAAGAGGGACCCUGAGCGACCUGAGAGUGCAAAGUCCUUCGGCCGAGAAAGCAUUGGCUCGCAGGGAGAAGUGGAGGUCAGACACCCACCGGUGGGGAUUGCAGUGGCGGUUGCCCGCCAGAGGGACAGUAGCAGCAAGCCUAGCUCUAGCCUUGGGGACAGGGACAGACCCCUCCCUCUGGGCAGCAUCAAAGGUCGUCCAGAGGAGGAUGGCGGGGAGGAGCGCCUCCGUCACCGCGGGGACCGUCUCCUGGCAGGCCGACUGGAACGUGAGCAGGAGAAGCUUCUGCGGGAGAAUAAAGAGCUGGCAGAGUACACACAGAUGCAUCCGCCUGUGGUGUCCACCAGUGGGCUGAACCCCAAUCUCAUGGUAACGGGUGGAUCUGCACUCGCCGGUUCUGGGCGGUGGCCCACUGACCCAGCCUCCCAGCUGGCCUCGCACCCGUGGAUGCCUCGCACAGGCAGCCCUUCCAUGUGGCUCCCAGGAUCCCCCUACGCAGGGCUGGGUCACUCGUCCCUCCACCAGGGCCUGUCCCCGGGGUACGCCCCUCCCCUUCCCGGCUCCAUACCCUCGCCGUACCACUUCGCUCGGGACCCCCAGUCGGGACAGCUGCUGGUCAUCCCUACAGAGCACCUCCCGCACUUCGCCGCUGAUCUGAUGGAGAGGGGCCCCCCGAUGUGGCCGGGAAUGUACCCGCCAACGGGCGCCUCCCUCCAGCAUGCCCACCAGCUGCAGCUCCUCUCCCACCAGCAGCUUCUGCGCCAGCAGGAGCUCUACAUGAUCCAGCAGCAGGCCGCCCAGGUCAUGGAGCUGCAGAGGAGCGCCCAGCUAGUGGAGCGGUUAAAAGCAAGCGAACAGAGAGCGGAGCUGGAGGACAAAGCUGCCAAGAGAGGCGGCGAAGGUGCCAAGCAGGGUCUCUUGGCUGCCUCCGCUCCAGCUCUGCACUCCCGAAAAGCGCUCUCUAGGUCCCCGACGCCCUCCACCUCCUACGCCAAGGCCCUGACGCCGCUGCCCUCCCCGGGAGCCACCCUCAAGGCUGAGAGCCAGCAGAAGGUGGAGUCUCCGCUGCCCCGGCCGCCUUACUCCCACCCCUCCACUCCGGUCCCGCACCCGCUCAGCCCCGCCUCACCCCCGCCACCUCCAUCCAUCCCUCCCAAGGAGGAAUCCGUGGAGGAUGCGGAGAAGAAAGAGCUGGAUCUGCAGAAGCAAGCGUCCGCAUCCUUCCGAACGUUAUAUCCUGAAAUUCCUCCCGGCUACCCCUACCAAUCGAUAACCGCUCCGUUCGGCAGCCACUACCCCUACCUCCUCCAGCCGGCUGCCGCGGCCGAUGCCGACGGGCUGGCACCAGAUGUGCCGCUGUCGGCGGGGACCUCGGAACACUUGGCUACCUCAGCAGAUGUCAAAACAGCACGGCUGCACUCCCCUGCCGUGCCGGAGCUUCUGCACGCCCCCGAGGACGAGCGGCCGACGGAAGAUGGUGCAGCGCUCAAGGAGGAGCCGGGCCUGGAGGACAGCAAGGAGGGCCUGAGCCGUGCCGGUCAGGAGCCCCGCCAUUGCUCCGUGGCCCUGCCAGCGAUCGCCAGGCAGGACCGCAGCGCAAGCCCCGAGCAGGAGGGCCACUGUGCAGGCAUGACAGUGGAUGACGAGGCGGCGGAGGAGGAAGCGGUGGCCGCGGGGAAGGUGAAACUGGAGGAGACAUCCGUCCAAAGCUGCCAGGCUCCGCACCCGGCGACCCAGUACGUGUCGGAGACAGAGGCUAAUGCAGAGGGGCAGGAGGGGGAGUCUUGCACUGUGGGGGAGAACGCUGAUGCCCCUGCGCAGCACAGUGAAGCCCCAGGUCACACGGAGGACCUGCAGCGGCCAGAUGAGGCCCCGUCCCCAGUGGAGGAGUUGGACGUUGAGGGCGCCGUGGCGGAGCCGGCGGUUCAAGCAUCGCACGCGACUGAACUGUCCUGCGAGUCUCCAGCGCCCACACCGGACAGCCCGCCCCCCGCCAGCGCGUUGGACAUCCGGCCCGAGGACCCCAUGGCGGGAAUGCUCGCGCUGGUGACGGCCAGCGAGCUGCCCCAGGCCUGCUCCCUGCCCUCCCUCAGUGACACCCGCUGCACAGCCCCGCAGAGCUCCACCGGCCCCCUCCCCCCGGAGUCCCCAGCCCUUGAUGGGAUCGCCCUGCUGAGCGAAAUCGCCGAGCUCGAAUUGGAGAGGCGUCGCAACGAGAUUCAGAGUGUGGUGCACUGUGGUCUGGAGAGCCUCCUGCUGGCUGGCAGACAGGUGUUAUUGGAGGCGCUGGACUGCGCACCCGCGGUCCCCUUCCGUCUCCCACGCGAACUCAACCCCAACAAGAAGUACAGCUGGAUGCAGAAGAAGGAUGAGUCUCUGUACUCCAUGAAGUCCCCCAUGGAUGGGAUGGACACCCUGGAGGUCGACUACCGCCUGAGGUUGGCCGAGCUGCAGAAGAGGUACAAGGACAAGCAGAGGGAGCUGAUGAAGCUGCAGAGACGCAGGGACUCUGAGGAGAAGCAAGAGGAGAAGAGUAGGAGUUUGGCGAGGAGAGGACCAGGACGGCCCAGGAAGAGGAAGCACGGUGUCUCCGCUCUCUCACCGCCUGCUGGCAAACUGGACCCCAAGUGCGGAAAAUUUGGCAGGAGUCUGCUCCUGUCCGAAGACUCAGAGACCGGAGAAGGGCUGAGAAAGCGCUUUCGGGGACCCAACCUGGAUGAGGAGGAGGGCAUGGACAGCGGAGUUGUGAAAGUGAAGAGGAGAAAUAAGGGCUGGAACGAACACGAAGCGUCCUCCAGUUACUCUCAGCAAAUGCAGAUGAAAAGCAGCAAAAGGAAAAAAGUGAGUGAGCAGGAGCAGUUGGCGAGCAAGCUGGACAAGGCCUUGUCCCUCACCAAACUGGGUAAACUCCACAAGUCCCCUUUUCAGUUUGUAGACGGGCCCUCAGGGAAAGCCAAAGCCAGCUCUGGGAGCUGCAACAAGCUCCUCAUGCUCCAUGAAAUGGGGGUGAAGGGAAAGGAGGGCAGGAAGAGCCACUCCAAGGGCUUUGGCAUCUUCCAGAAGCCUUCCAAAGAAGGCAAAAACAAGAUGGCAGCUAAAACGAAGAAUAUGGACCCCUGCCUAAAGGGGAAAGGUCAGCUGAAAGCAUCGUACUCUCCUGCACGGUCCGAAGUGAGCAGCUACUCAUACAAUACAGACUCGGAGGAGGAAGAUGGAUCGAUGAAGGCAGGGUGGCCCCCUCACUCUAUUCUGGGCAGACCCAGUAUGCACACGCGGGGGGCCGGCCUGGGUGGGACAGCGUCCAAGAGGAGCCGCCCGUCAUCGACGAGGGGUGUGGCAUCAGGAACACUGGCAUCCAAACAGGCGCUCAGCAAGACAAAACACAAGCACUUUGCUUUACUGCUGCAGGAAGCAGAAGCCCACUCGUCCUUCAGUGACUCCACGGAGGACUCAUUCGAUCAAGACUACUCCACAGAAAAAGAUGAUGAUGAAGAGGAGGAUGAGGAAGAGGAGUAUGACUGUGAGCUGGACGGGAGUGAUGGACUGAGCUCCCCCUCACUGGAGGAAAGCGGGCUGGGCCUCCUGGCCCGAUUUGCGGCCAGGGCGGCGCCGAGCCCUGUCAUAACCGCCCCUCUUCCCAUCAUGCAGCAGAAGCCCAAGAAGAAGGAAGAGAGGCAGAGCCUUCUGGGCAUGGAGUUUGAGUUCACCGAUUCGGAGAGUGAUGUCAAGAUCAGGAAGAAGUUCCCCUCCCUGCUGCAGGGGAAGCGGGCGGCUCCGGAGCUCCCCCUGCUGCCCCCGGUGAGCUCGCUGCGCGAGGACUCCAGCCCCGGCAAGCUGAAGGCGCCGGAGCGGGGCCGGAAGCCCAGGAAGCCCCGUUCGCCCCGCGAGCUUUGCUUCGACUUUGGCGCGGAGGCCAGCGACGAGGACCGCUGGACGCGCAGGAGGAGUGAGCGCAUCUUCCUCCACGACGCCGCUGCCGCCGCCACCACCACCACACCGGUGUCCCCCGUGCCCAAGAGCCCCCCGGCCCUCGCGCCCAAACCCACGCGCUGCGCUAAGGCCGCACCCCACAGCCCCAAGAAGGAGGUCGCCAAGGCCAAGGAGGUGAAGGACGUCGCCAAGAAGAAGAAGGGUAAGGAGAUGCCCCUGUGUCUACCUUCCCCCCAGCUUGCCAGCCCCCCUGCGGAGAGCCGCCUGUCCCUGCCUUGUUCGCCGGUCAGCCCUGCACGGAGGAUCAAGGCCAAGCCCAAACCCAGAGAGGUGAAAAAAGAGCAGGCUCGGGGGAAGGGAGGGGCUGUCAGUAAGCUCAUGGAGAGCAUGGCUGCCGAUGAGGACUUUGAGCCCAGUCAGGACAGCAGCUUCUCAGAGGAUGAGAACCUCCCCCUGAGCACACCCCCAGACAGGCCCUGCACACCAGCCCCACGGAACUGCGUAAUUGACGAGGACGAGCUGAAGGACGGCCUGCGAGUCCUCAUCCCCAUGGACGACAAGCUGCUGUAUGCGGGCCACGUCAACACCGUCCACUCGCCAGACAUAUACAGAGUGGUGGUCGAGGGGGAGCGAGGAAACAGGCCUCACAUCUACUGCUUGGAGCAGCUGCUGCAGGAAGCGAUUAUCGACGUGAAGCCUCCCUCUGUCAGGUACCUCCCUGAGGGGACCAGGAUUGCCGCCUACUGGAGCCAGCAGUACCGCUGUCUGUAUCCGGGGACAGUCGUCAGAGGAAAUCCUGAUGUGGACGUGGAUGAUGACUUAAUAGCUGUGGAGUUUGACGACGGAGACACGGGAAGAAUUCCCCUGUCGCACAUUCGGCUGCUACCCCCCGACUACAAGAUUCAGUGUGCUGAGCCGUCUCCAGCUCUACUCGUGCCCAGCACAAAGAGACGUGGCAGGAAGUCCAGUAAGGAUGUGCCUGAAAACAGGGAAGCAGUCUCACAGACCCCAAAAGAACCUGUUCAAAAGAGCAAGGGAAGAGGCAGAAAACCAAAGCCCAAACCUGCCCCUGAAUCUGUUCCAGAGCAUCAUGAGCAAGCAGAAAUGCCUGCCUUCUCUGAGACCCCAGAGCGGCCUCUGUCAUCUAGGAGACCAGGCCGAAAAUGCCAACAGGCUAACACCGCUGGCCUGUCCAUGCCAAUGCCUAACGAACCACAGAAGAAAGCUGCCAAGGCUCCAGCCAAAGUCAGCUCCCAGCCACAGGCAUCCUACACAACCCCCCUCUAUGGAAAAGUCCUUUCAGUAGACAUCUACAAAGACCUGUCGUGUUCACUAGGCUCAUUUCUUCCCGGUGACAGCAGCAACCCGGGAAAAGUCAAAUCAGUCAAGAAGGGAAGGAAGAGUGAGGAGCUCCAGGAGACAGGUCCUGGAACAAAGACACAAAGAAAGCAGCCUGAGGCGGAGGUGCUCAUCAAACUGGACCAUGAAGGUGUGAUGUCCCCUAAAACCAAGAAGACAAAAGCCCUGAUGAUGAUGGAGGAUCAGAGUCUCUCCCAAAGGGAAAACAAGUCGGUGAUGGGCAUAACGUACAGCAGCUUUCCAUCAGGGGAGACCAAACAGAAGUCAACCAAGACCAAAGCUCCAGAGAAGGAGAAGGAGAGUCCAAAGGUUGGCGCUGUGUCCACCUACAGCAUUGGUAUGCUGGGGAGCAGUGGAGAUGGCCUGGUAAAGGUUAAGGACCCUGAGGCGAAUGAGGAAGAGGAGUCUAACUGCAACAGCAGCAGCAGCAGCAGCUGCAGCUCAGAUUCUGAAGGGGAGGAAGAGGAGCAGGUGCAGGAAAAGGCGAAACAGGAGGGAACCAGGUCCGCCAGCUCCAGGGCUUCCAGCCCCGUCUCCUCCAACUCCUCCAGCUCCUCCACCAGCAGCUCCUCAUCGUCGUCAUCUUCCUCCUCCUCUGGCUCCAGCUCCUCUUCCUCUUCCUCUUCCUCCUCUUCCACCACGACAGACGAGGACUCUUCGUGCAGCUCAGACGAAGAUGCCACAGCUGCUCCCCAGUCCUCUUCUGUAGCCCAACAGGGUCCCCAGCAGGCUGAGGGAAAAGAGCCUGGCCAGCCCCAGGCCUCUGCUCCAUCUCCCUGUUCAUCUCCUUCUCCAGCCAAGAGCCAAAAGGCACCACAGCAACAGCAGAAGCAGCAGAAACAGCAGCAAGGCAAGAGCCGCCCGAAAAAACGAGAGGGCAUCCACCUCCCCACCACUAAGGAGCUGGCCAAGCGUCAGAGGCUGCCCUCAGUGGAGAACAGGCCCAAGAUCGCGGCCUUUCUCCCAGCCAGGCAGCUGUGGAAAUGGUUUGGGAAGCCCACACAGAGGCGAGGAAUGAAAGGAAAGGCGAAGAAGCUGUUCUACAAGGCGAUCAUGAGGGGGAAGGAAAUGAUCCGCAUUGGAGACUGCGCAGUGUUCCUGUCCGCUGGGAGACCCAACCUGCCCUACAUCGGCCGCAUCCAGAGCAUGUGGGAGUCCUGGGGGAACAACAUGGUGGUCCGGGUCAAGUGGUUCUACCACCCAGAGGAAACCAACCCCGGGAAGAAGCUUCAUGACAGAAAGAUCUGGGAUCAGAAAUCUGCAAGGGGGCUCCCAGCAGCUCUGCAGCCCUCCAACCAAAGGAAGGACUUUAUGGAGCGUGCCCUGUACCAGUCCUCCCACAUUGAUGAGAAUGACGUGCAGACAGUCUCGCACAAGUGUCUGGUGGUCAGUCUGGAACAGUACGAACAGAUGAUUAAAACCAAGAAGUACCAGGACAGCGAGGACCUUUACUACCUGGCCGGAACCUAUGAGCCUACCACAGGGAUGAUCUUCAACACAGACGGAGUUCCGGUCAUCUGCUGAAGGUCCUCUUAGAGUUCCCCCAGCCUUCAUUUUCCACCACAGCCGAGGGGCAAACAAUCCUCAAGAAAUAAAGAAUGCAAUACGGGCAACCGGGAGGAGCGGAGCUUUGGGUUGUAAUGAGUGAAUCCACUUGCUGUUGAAGGACACAGCUGACUUUGAAGCCUUCCUGAGGUUCGUAGGGCGCUGUGGUGAAGGGAAGCGUCUUUAGGGAUGUGGAGGUGUUAUAUGCGACCCCAUCAGAGACAGAGAAUCCUCAUCCACUUCUGUUCUGGGUGAGAAUCUAAAUGUGCCUCUGGAACCAUUAGUACCCAGGGCAUAACGACAUAUCACCUUGAGAUUUGGAAUUUAUUUGACUGAGUGAAAAUGAAGUCAAUGGCAGCUCACUAUAUAUAUAUAAUCUCAAAUAGAAACGUCCUUGGAGGUAUGGUAACAUUCAUCUGGCAAAUAGCCGCCCUCGGGAAGGCAAAUCAGUAGACUUGUCGAGGAGAAUGUUUUAAGCAGUUGGUGGAGUGAAGAAGACUUUGAUCAUUAGUAUCGAUCAAGCUGAAAGUAAGUAGGAGGUGGUGAGACUGACACCACGUUCAUUCCUUCACUCCCCGGUGAGCCGUAACUUAAGUCGACAUCGUGAGGAGAACGUCCCGGACAUCCGUGAGGCAGAGCACAUGUGCGCAGCUGAGACCCUGUUUGGUCUGGAGAUGUGGAGCAGCACCCGCCACUGACACCACCACCACCACCACCA